CCCAGCGGCGGGGCUGCCGCUCCUGCCGUCCAGCGGCCGGCGCUCGAGCGGGCCCGGGAGGGUGGUGCCUCUUCGCGCUGUCGGGAGACGGGGGCGGAGAAUCCCAGCCGCCGCUGCUGAUGCUGGGCUUGGAGGCUGCAUCCGACUGGGUCGCGAGGAAAAUGGAUUCAGCUCGCAUCUCUCCCUCCGCGCAGCAGCUUCCCCGGGUCUCAGCACGGGCUUCCAGGGCAGCGGCCGAGGAGGGCUUCCCCAGGAGCGCCACGCAGUAGCUGCUGAAACACCGCACGCGGGGGUGAGAAGCAGUAACAUGGCAGCUCCCAUCUGAAAGGAAUUAAAAACCAGCAGACUCCACUCAGCGAGGAACAAUGUCCAAGAAAGGGCGCAGUAAGGGCGAGAAGCCCGAGGCGCUCACGGUUGCCCUGCAGGCUGCCAAUGAAGACCUCAGGACCAAGCUCACCGACACCCAGAUCGAGCUGCACCAGGAGAAGGCCAAGGUGACCAAGCUCGAGAGGGAGAAGGCCCAGGAGGCGAAGAGGAUCCGCGAGCUGGAGCAGCGCAAGCACACGGUGCUGGUGAGCGAGCUCAGGGCCAAGCUCCACGAGGAGAAGAUGAAGGAGCUGCAGGCCGUGCGGGAGGCGCUGCUCAAGCAGCACGAGCAGGAGAUGCACAGGACCGGGAAGGUGCGGGACGCCGAGGUCCAGAGGCUCCGGGCGGCGCUGUGCGCGCUCCGCGACGGCGGCGGCGACAAGGCGAGGAGCGCGCCCACCGCCGAGGCCCGGGAGGAGGCCCGCAGACUCUUCGACGCCGAGCGCCUCAAGCUCCUGCAGGAGAUCGCGGACCUGAAGGCGUCCAAGAAGCAGGUGGACGAGGCCCUGAGCAACAUGAUCCAGGCGGACAAAAUCAAGGCCGGGGACCUUCGCAGCGAGCACCAGUCCCACCAGGAGGCCAUCUCCAAGAUCAAGUGGGAGUCGGAGCGGGACAUUCGGAGGCUGAUGGAUGAAAUCAAAGCCAAGGACAGGAUCAUCUUUUCCCUGGAAAAGGAGCUAGAGACCCAAACAGGCUAUGUACAGAAACUCCAGCUGCAGAAGGAGGCCUUGGACGAGCAGCUCUUCCUGGUCAAGGAGGCCGAGUGCAACAUGAGCAGCCCGAAGCGAGAGAUCCCAGGGCGGGCGGGCGACGGCUCCGAGCACUGCAGCAGUCCUGAUUUGCGAAGAAAUCAAAAGAGAAUAGCUGAAUUGAAUGCCACUAUAAGAAAAUUAGAAGACAGGAACACCUUGCUUGGAGAUGAAAGAAAUGAAUUGUUAAAACGUGUGCGGGAAACCGAAAAACAAUGUAAACCUCUUCUGGAACGGAACAAGUGCCUCGCCAAGAGAAACGAUGAGCUGAUGGUGUCCCUGCAGCGCAUGGAAGAGAAGCUAAAAGCCGUUACCAAGGAGAAUUCAGAAAUGAGAGAAAAAAUAACAUCCCAUCCACCGCUGAAGAAACUAAAAUCUCUGAAUGACCUCGAUCAAGCUAAUGAAGAACAAGAGACAGAAUUUCUAAAACUUCAGGUCAUUGAGCAACAGAACAUUAUUGAUGAGCUCACAAGGGACCGAGAAAAGCUCAUCCGCAGGAGGAGGCACAGGAGAAGUUCCAAGCCCAUCAAGAGGCCUGUUUUGGACCCAUUCAUUGGGUAUGAUGAGGACUCCAUGGAUUCAGAGACAUCAUCCAUGGCUUCAUUUAGAACAGACCGAACACCAGCUACUCCUGACGAUGACUUAGAUGAAAGUUUAGCAGCUGAGGAAUCUGAGCUACGAUUUCGACAAUUAACAAAAGAAUACCAGGCCCUCCAAAGAGCAUAUGCUCUCCUGCAGGAACAGACCGGAGGCAUCAUCGAUGCUGAAAGAGAAGCCAAGGCCCAAGAACAGCUCCAAGCAGAGGUGCUAAGGUACAAAGCCAAAAUUGAAGAUCUGGAGGCGACCCUGGCUCAGAAAGGGCAGGAUUCACACUGGGUAGAAGAUAAACAACUUUUCAUUAAGAGAAACCAGGAGCUUUUAGAAAAGAUAGAAAAACAGGAUGCAGAAAAUCACCGGUUACAACAGGAACUACAGGAUGCCAGAGACCAGAAUGAGCUGCUGGAGUUUCGAAACCUAGAGCUAGAAGAAAGAGAGAGGCGAUCCCCUCCAUUUAAUCUACAAAUUCACCCAUUCUCGGACGGUGUGAGCGCCCUGCAGAUCUACUGUAUGAAAGAAGGUGUCAAGGAUGUGAACAUCCCUGAUCUCAUAAAGCAGCUUGAUAUCUUGGGUGAUAAUGGGAAUUUAAGAAAUGAAGAACAAGUGGCCAUAAUUCAGGCCAGCACUGUGCUGUCCUUGGCAGAGAAGUGGAUCCAGCAGAUCGAAGGAGCAGAGGCUGCCCUGCACCAGAAAAUGAUGGAAUUGGAAAGUGACAUGGAACAGUUCUGCAAAAUAAAAGGCUAUCUGGAGGAAGAACUAGACUACAGAAAACAAGCUCUCGACCAAGCAUACAUGAGAAUCCAGGAACUAGAGGCUACUUUGUACAAUGCUCUGCAGCAAGAAACUGUCAUCAAGUUUGGGGAAUUAUUAAGCGAAAAACAGCAAGAGGAGUUAAGGGCAGCGGUGGAAAAGCUGCGGCGGCAGAUGCUGCGGAAGAGCAGAGAGUAUGACUGUCAGAUUCUCCAGGAGAGAAUGGAGCUUUUGCAGCAAGCCCACCAGAGAAUUCGUGACUUGGAAGAUAAAACAGACAUCCAGAAAAGACAGAUAAAGGACUUAGAAGAAAAGAGCAACCGAAAACACAGAGAAGACCCCAGAAAGGCAAAUGGUUCUAAACCUUCAGAGAUGGCAGAGAUGUUUACAGCAGAGAGACGAAGGGCAAAGGCUAAGAACUACACUGUAGCCGGGACUACAAGUGUGUAUUUUAAAGCCAUUAUUCAAGGUUUCUUACUUGACAGUUCCUACACAACCCUGUUGAAAAUCUACAAUAUAUGCUGCAUUUAAGGAAAUGUGUAUAUGUCAAACCAGAAGAAAAGAACCAUAAACAUGUAUUGUGUAAAGGAAAAAUUCAGCAAUGGAAACAGUUUCAGCAAAUCAAGCAAAGAUGUGUCUUGGGCAUGGAACCAAAGUUACAAAGAAACAUUCUACCCCUGCUGUGCAGGGGGGGUCAUUUUAAUGUAACGCCACACCCCAUGGAAACACUAGUCCUGAAAUAAACAUCAUUUUAAAAAAUCAAAGCAAAACAAACAAAAAAAAAUCAAAACAAGGGUGGGUGGGGAAUGAAGCACGAGGAAUACCUAUGAGGAGCUAUUUACAAUAAAAUAUUUCAUUUGAAAAGUCUGGUUUCUUACUACAGGGAUUUGCUUCUCUGUCUUUAAUAUUGUUUAAAACUCAGGAACAGAGACACCCUCCGUGUGUCUGGGAAGAGCGGCAGGUCCCGUCUGGCUGGUUUUCUGCAGAAGGCAGAGCUUGUGGAGAGCAUCCCAUGGAUGACAGACGAGAUGCGGAUCACAGUGACUCCGACUACCGGGUAUCCAAGGCAAAGGACCCAGGCGGAUGUAACAUAAGAAGUCGAAGCAGGUUUGACGCUUCCUCGGCCUUCUGUCGCCUCUGUGUUCCUCCACGAACAGCAGACGGAUCUCAUUCAUAUUGAAAAUCAAGAAGAUGAUGCUCUCGAUCGCAAGCUCCCUGACGUGGCUCUGCUUCGAAUGCCAGUGUCGAUAGGGAACGUGGGCCAGAGAGCAUCUCUGAAUCUUUCCAUUUUCAAAAAUACUGGUUUUCAAAUGGCUGCUUAAAAUUGCCUGCAAAUAAAUAUAUGAUUUGAGUAAAAACACAGUAGAGGCGAUAAGUAUCAUUACCAACAGUUGAAUUUGCUACAGAGCUGUGGAUAUUAAAUGAAUUUAGGUUUAUUUUUUAAAGUAUCCUGAUAUGCCUAGAACAUUCUGACCUCUUGUCAUUUAGACUGAUAAUAUUUUUUUUUCUCAGAGAGCUGAGAGCCACAAGGUAGCUCUACUUUUUUAUAGAGAAGUAACGGUAUGUUACUGAUAAGGUCAUUUUCUAACAGAGACAAUUAGAAGACAGCUACUUUUCCUAAGUUACGUAAUACUGAGUCUGGGACUCCGCUCUGAGAGCAAAUAAAUGUUCCUGAAAAGCUAAUUUCACACCUCAUUUACCGUCAAUAACAGAACAGCCUCAACUUUUCCAAUGGUUAAGGUUUUAUUUACAGAGCUAGAAUUCCCAUGUGUACAGACUGUGUGUAGGGGCCCUGAAGCUCUAUGAAAUGCUACACAAAUCCUUCCAUACGUGACUUCAGCAUCUUAGUCUUCAGGUGUCGCACUGGCAUUGACCAAGCCAGCACAGUAACUGGAGAGAAUGUACAAGAAAAGCUAAGGGCUGGGGUCCCGUGUUUUGUUCUAUUUACUGCUGACCCAGGUAUCUUUGGCCCAGUCACUGAACCUCUCUGUGCCUCAGUUUCCUCAUGUGCAAAAUGAGGUUAAAAUGCUUUUGCAUAAAAGGUUGGGUUUAUUUGUUGUUUUGGUCGUUUGUUUUUGUUUCUGUUUUCUGCAAUUCUGGAACAUGAGGUGCUUAACAUAGCAUGAAGUGCUUUGUAUUCAUUAUAACUGCUGUAUUAUUUGAGACUUCCUGGUUGGGAAAAAGUCCCCUAAGUCAUAAAAUAGUGCUACUGUUUGGUUCAAUCUAAGCACUACAGCACUGAGGCUUUCCCAUCAAACUACCUGGGACGUGACUAGCAAUAAGGAUUGGGAGGUCCAGGCCAGAAUCUCUAAUAACCUCUAGGGAAUAGAUCAUCCCAUGUAUUGAAUAAGAAAAAUGUGUCACUUCGAUUAAGCAUCUCCUAGCUCUCCGUAUCGCCUAUGCAUGCCAAACUACAGACUCCAACCAGGAAAUGAAAUUAAGGCUUGGUAUGAACUGAUAGUAUCACAUAAUUAGUCCGAUUGUCCCAUUCAUUUUGGGAGAAGGUUUGGGUGGUCAGUUCUACUGGGAAUAUACAGAAUAACUACCCUACUGCUGAAUUCUUUGUUGCCCUGGCAAAGUUCCAUAGUAAGUAUGCGUAGUAUGUUCAUCGUGCAGGCAACCCAUGAAAUAGGGUACCAGGACCAUCUAGGAGGAAACCCCUUCAAACCUCACUCAGAACACAGAGAAGAGGAAAAGGGGUGCCGGGGAGACAUCUCCCACAUCUCCAACUUUCUCUGCCAUUGUUCAUGGGCCAUUCCAGGGUCCAGCUGAGCAAAAUCGCAUACCAUUCAUCUCACCAAACCUACUUUUCUUCUCUUCAUCUUGCUUUCUCCACCAAGAAACUUGUAAGUUAAAUUUUAUAUCCAAGCACUAUGGCUUAAAUGAUUAAAAACAGUUGUUAAAAUAGUGUAGUUUAAUCACAUGCCUUAUCUGCUGUAAAUGUGGUUGUAUCAUAGGGGAGCCAUGACGGCUGGGAUGACCAUGUAUUUAAGCAGCUUUAGGUAUGUUUGAGGCAAAUACGAAAGGAGAGAGUCUCUUCACUCAAGAUCUAAGAGAUUAGCAAAUUUCCCUAGAUUUUAGGCUAAAAGGUGAUAUUUUGACCAAAUCUUACUCAUAAUCCUCAAUAUUAACAUAUCAUUAAAUAAGACUAAAUAUUUUGACAGGUCAUCUCUCUAUUACCCAUUUCCACAAAUAUAAAAACAUUGGCAAAAUUGUAAAUGUUGUCUCAGUGACUCAUGGACCUAGGGAAUGGCUCAUAUGUAACUGAAUGCUUUCCUUCGCAUAGGAUGUUCAGCAAUAGUCAAAAAGAGCAUCUCAGUCAUACGGAGAGGUUUACUGGGGCUUUGUUUCUUACAGGGAGUAGAUAACCCCGACUCUGAUCUUUAAUUUCUGCAUCUUAACUAUCCUAAUACAUCUGGCCAAUGAGUCAAUAGCAAUCAGAACAGCAUUCUUCAACACAACAGAAUUCUUCAAGAUUCACUUAAUUUUUUGUAACAAAGGAUUCAUCUCUGGGGAAAUACAACUGACAAUACUAAAAAAUAGUUUGAGAUAAAAUGGGAGCCACAACUUAGCAAAGUUAUUUUGGACAGGAAAAUUUUCAUGAGAAAGGAAAAAGAAACAGGUUACCUUGGACUAUAAGACUAGAAAGUACUUAUUAAAACUAACUUUUUUAUAUAAUGCCACCCAAGUUUUAUUUCAGGAAACAUUAGAACUUGCUAAAAAUAAGUACCAGAUCCCUUUUAACCCAUGUGAUAUAAAUAUUGCCAAUAGUGAGGUUUUAGGGGUGGAAGAAUAAAUUUUGCUUUGGUUUUUUCUUCCAUUCACAAAAACACAGAAUGGCAUUGUUCUUCAGUAGGACAGAGAGGGUGCAGAGAUCUCACGGAGUAGACAGGGGAUGUUUGCUCUCAAUUAGUAAUAGAAGAAAUAAAGUUUUGCCAAAUCAUUGUUACUAUGGUAUUUUAUUUCAACUUUAUUUGAUCAGUUUAAGAUAAAUCUCUGGCAAACUUGUUCCUUUUGCCUAUUUAUUGUCACCUUUUUCUGUAGACCCACUGUGUCAUUUGUACAAUUUCCUUGAUGUAAUUUUUACGUUCACUGUUUUAAAGUGAAGCAUGCUUUUUAACCUGCCUACAUUUUCAUGGAAACUGUAAAAAUAAUAGUCAUCAGUUUUGUACUGAUGUUUCAAUAACUGGAUCAUGUGUAUUAUGUCAACAUCAAAAUAGAUGGACAGCAUAGACAUUUUAUCUUUUAAAUAUUUAAUUGCAUUUUUUGACCUGUC
This is a messenger RNA of Manis javanica (Malayan pangolin), 6738 nucleotides long. RefSeq names its product janus kinase and microtubule interacting protein 2 (gene JAKMIP2). Lineage: Eukaryota; Metazoa; Chordata; Mammalia; Pholidota; Manidae. The record is from RefSeq and is a predicted model, not a curated record. Gene Ontology annotation, molecular function: kinase binding; microtubule binding.